AUCACACAUAUAUAAAAGAGAUAUAGUGUACGUACUAGUUAAGUAGUUACUACGUGGUACUAUAGUAGUUCUUGAACAAUUUCUGUUGCUCUCUUUCAUUCUCGUAGAAUUUAUUUUCUUGUUAUAAUAGUUGUUUGUUUUCUCCCUAAUUUGAACAAAAUGCAACAACCAGAGAAGCGAGGAGACGUAACACUUCCACGGCCACCGCGAAACGAUGUCGAGGGCGGGGCUGCCGGAGUGACGAAGCCGGAAUCAAACUCCCAGGGAUCGUUAGAUGGGAAGAAGUGGAAGUGGGAUUGGAUGAAGAAAUGGGUUUUGAUUUUGAGGGCAUGUGUUUUAGCCUUUUCGUUCAUCGCAUUCAUCCUUAUGGCAUCCGUUGGUGAUUUCUAUCUAUAUGCGGGACCCAGUUAUUUACUUGGGGUAGCAAUCAUUGUGACAUUGUAUACGGCCGUGCAAGUUGGGAUAAAAGGUCACGAAUUGCGCACCAAAAAGGAUGUGAUUUCACCGAAAAUUGCAGCUUGGAUCGACUUGUGCGGAGAUCAGUUUUUGGCAUACAUGUUAUUUUCUUCAUCAUCAGCAGGGGCAGCGAUAUCAAUCGGAUUAAAGAGUGAGCUAUUAACGAACGUUGGCUUAGAACUAAUGGCGGCAUCCGUCAGCAUGUCUAUUUUCGCAUUCUUUUGUAUGGCACCUAUCGCACUUUUUUCUUCAUGUCGUUUCUUCUCUAAUUAAUCUAUGAAACUCAUAAACUUAUUCAUAUAUGUUAACUACUCAGCUAAUUAAUAGAGCAUUCAUUAUA
Beta vulgaris subsp. vulgaris (sugar beet) is the source of this 796-nucleotide messenger RNA. RefSeq names its product CASP-like protein 4B1. Lineage: Eukaryota; Viridiplantae; Streptophyta; Magnoliopsida; Caryophyllales; Amaranthaceae. The transcript has 3 exons. Bases 160 to 729 code for a protein of 189 amino acids. The record is from RefSeq and is a predicted model, not a curated record.